Messenger RNA from Cladocopium goreaui, 438 nucleotides. The record is from the annotation of a GenBank genome assembly. Lineage: Eukaryota; Dinophyceae; Suessiales; Symbiodiniaceae.
AUGGGUUGCGGUGCCACAACGGGCGUGAUAAGCACAGGGGAGAGCGCAGGUCAGGUUCCAGAUCAGAUGGAGCCACCGAAGAUUCGCCCAGUGGCGCCUCGUCGAAUCCAGCCACCGCCAGCACAAGGGAAAGCACCACCAAUGCAGCCCCUACCUUUGCACCCUUUGGUGCCCGUGGGACCUGUGGGUGCCGUUGAUGUGGCCGAUCCGGAUGACCCUUUGUUGAUGACACCAGUGGCAUCGUGGAAGGGCCGGCGUUCACAAAUGCAGCUGCCGUAUGGUGUGCCAUUGGCACCAGAUCGACAAAGCCACGAGGAGCAUCUUGUCCGGCUCAGCUUCUUUCGCAAGGAGGUGACGCAUGCGCCAACUGUGAUUUCGACGGUGGUGGAUAUCAAACGAGAUGAUCAUGAGCAAUUGCUGGGAGUUCUUCCAUUCUAA